Molecule: messenger RNA, 1621 nt
Organism: Aspergillus fijiensis CBS 313.89
Lineage: Eukaryota; Fungi; Ascomycota; Eurotiomycetes; Eurotiales; Aspergillaceae
Product: sugar porter family MFS transporter
Exons: 6
Coding region: 52-1551 (499 amino acids)
Biological process (GO): transmembrane transport; carbohydrate transport
Cellular component (GO): membrane
Molecular function (GO): carbohydrate:proton symporter activity
Source: RefSeq, a predicted model, not a curated record
CCGUCGCAUGGAAUAAGCCCCCACCAACUUCUUCCCUUCACUUUCGCCAACAUGGGACGAUUUUUCACCAUCUCCCUGGCUGCCUUUGCGGCAACAGGGUCUUUCUUGUUUGGUUAUGACAGCGGUGUUAUGACUGAUGUAAUUGAAUCGAAGAACUUUUUGAACUUCUUCAAUACUACUCAGACAUCAGCUAUCAUCGGAGCGAUCAAUAGUACUUUCUCGGGAGGAGCCGCUGUUGGUGCCCUCCAGGGUGGCCUUACGAUGGACCGUUUUGGGCGCAAAUUUACUAUCCAGAUGGGAGCCUUUAUCUGUCUUGUCGGCGCCAUUUUACAGUCCGCAGCUCAGAACCUGUCUAUGAUCUUGGUCGGCCGUAUUUUUGCUGGAUGGGCGGUUGGCCUGAUGUCUAUGUCAGUUCCAGUGUACCAAGCUGAGGUCGCCCAUCCACGCUCCCGUGGUUUAAUUGUCGGUCUGGCACAGCAAAUGAUUGGAGUUGGUUUUAUCGUCAGCACAUGGGUCGGCUACGGAUCUCUCCACGCGCCUGACACGAGCGAGUUUCAAUGGCGUUUUCCAUUGGCAUUCCAAGCGGUCCCGGCGCUCUUGCUGGCAAUAGGAAUGUUCUUCAUGCCCGAGUCUCCUCGAUAUCUAAUUGAGAAGGAGAAGUAUGACGAGGCAUUGAGAAUCUUGAAAAAGCUUCACUAUGAUGGCACAAAUGACGACUGGAUUCAAAGGGAACACACUGAGAUUAGAGCCACGAUUGAGGCGGAGAAGGCUGUGACUGCUCCAGGAUGGUUGAUCAUGUUCAAAGUUCCCCAGUGGCGGAAUCGACUGAUGCACGGUACUCUUGUCCAAGUCUUCACUCAGAUGACGGGGGUCAACGUGAUAGGCUACUAUCAGACGAUUAUGUACAAUACGCUUGGUAUUACAGGCAAUCGUAAUACGCUGGUCGCUGGUAUUUAUAACUGCGUUGGCCCACUCACCAACUUGAUCUUUAUUGUCUUUCUUCUUGAUCGGGUCGGAAGACGGAAGCCUAUGCUUUUCGGCACGGUCACUAUCACCAUUGCCCUGAUCUGCGAAGCAGCUCUCAACUCGCAGAUCAAAACUGGCGAAGUCAACCGAGGAUAUAGCAUUGGCGGUGUCUUCUUCAUCUUUUGCGUCACCGUUCUCUUCUCUCUAUCAUUCGGCCCCACCAGCUGGACAUACAUGGCGGAGGUCAUGCCGAUGCAGAUCCGUGGGCGAGGAACGGCUUUUGCGACAGCUGUUGGGAAUUGGACCGUCAGUACACUGUGGGCGCAGGUCUCCCCCAUCGCUCUGGCAAGUAUUGGUUGGAAAUUCUACUUCAUCUUUGUGGCCUUCAACAUUUGCGUCACGUUCCCCACCGUGUUCUUCGUCUUCAAGGAGACCAAACAAAAGUCUCUAGAAGAGAUCGAUCUCCUGUUCGGUGGCCGUGCUCUCGGCCACCUGCCAGCGGAUGUGGAAUCUAAGAUGACCGCAGAAGCCGACAAGGCCGAGGAGACGGGUAUCACUGUUACAAACGUGGAGCACAAGGACUGAGGUCUAUGUGGUCUAACCGUGGACACUUGGAUGCAGGUGGGAAGGAGUUAUCUUUUGAGGCAUAGCUCUG